AAACUGUAGAGCAAGAAACUGCUGGAUGAAUAGUAGUUUUCUUCCAUAUCAUGAAGUGUUCAAAAAUCUAUUACCUUGAUUGGUAAGACGGAACACAUUGCUUUUGUCCUAUAUUCAUAGAGGAAAUCCACCAAAUUUGGGAGAGCAGAUUAUUUGACUUCACCAGAAGCUUAUUUGCAGAACUAUGAGACUCCCUUCAGUAGAACAUCAUUUUUGGUCUUCUCUCUCUUUUUAAUAUGCACAAUGGCUGGAGAUAUAGUCUAUGCUGAUAUUAAAAUUGAUGGGAAUCUUUCUUUAGAAAAUUCAUCCUCCCUUCAGAAAUCUGAUCCUCGCCGUCACAGAAUUUUCCUGAAAGUUGGAUGUGCAAUGAUCAUCAUUCUCUUUGUAACAGUAAUUGUGCUGAGCAUUUUGGUUACCCAGUUCAAAUCUGCAAGACAUAAUACAGUGGAAAAUGAAUCAAAAGAGAAAUUCUGUACUGAGAAAAAUAAACCUAGAAAAAUCACCUCAACAGUUUCUUUCAAUUUUUCCACUGUUCAUAAAUCAUGCCCCUCUAAAGACUGGAAGCUACAUGGGGGAAAAUGUUACUGGAUUGGUGAAGAUAAGAAAUCUUGGGAUGAAAGCAAAAAUGACUGUGCCAUGAAAAAUUCACAUCUCAUGGUGAUUCAAGACUUCACUGAUAUGAGUUUUCUGUGGCGGUACCUAAAUACUUCAGUGUUUUACUGGAUUGGCUUAACUAUUCCACCUGGAGGGCAAUCAUGGACCUGGGUAGACAACAACCCUUUCGACUCCCAUCUGUUUUCAAUAGAGGAAAAACGGAUAACCCGGAGCAAGAAAUGUGCCCAGGUGUCUCGUAGUAAGGUAGCCAGACAAAACUGUGAGCAAAAUGAUCAAUGGAUUUGUCAGCUCUAAUUCACGCUGCAGAACAUCAGUCUCCAUUUCUCUGACUGAAAGAUGCCACACGAAGUUUGAUGUCAGACUAUAUCAUAGUCCAGAGGGCCGUGUGUGUGGGGUGGGGGUGCGAGCACAUUUCCUAGUGCUUAUUUAACAUAUCAGAUCUAAAAUCUCAAAGGCAUUUCAAGCUCAACGUGUGAAAAUAAUUCAUUAACUUGCCUCACAAAAGGAACAACCCUCUAGCACUUGGCCUCUCAGUCAAUAGCACGCCACCCAAGAAAUUACACAACCUAUAAACCAGCUGUCUCAUCACCACCCUCUCUCUGGCCCACACUUCUGGGCUGUUCUCCACUCUGCCUCUCACAAAACCAAGUCUUGUCACCUUUUUUACUAAAUAUCUCUCAAAUCUGACCUCUUCUCUUCAUCGCUUUCACAAUUUUAAUAGCAAAGAAUUAAAAUGUUAAAUAACUGCCAUAACAGGGUCUUCCUGUUCUAUUCCUAACCCAUUUCAAUUAUUCUCUGACAUGUAAUCUAGGUGACAUUUAAAAACUAUGUAUACUAAAAAUACAACCCUUCUUUUGAAAGAUACUUUAACAUCUUUCUUAAAAUAACACCAAACUCCAUAACACAGCUUAGAAAUCCCUUGUCAGGUCCAAUCCUUGCUUACUUAGUCAGUGUCUGUCUACACAAAACUUAGCAAAACUCCCAGCACCACAACCGCAUUAGACUAAAUUUCAAGAACUCAUACAGAAUUUUACCACACUGCAUUACAGACAUUUUCCCUAUACCUGGAAUUCUCUUUUCUCUCUUCUCCAUCAAGUGAGCCCUCAAACAUUCUCUCUAUAUAAGCUGAGUUUUUAAGGUCAGAUUAAAUGUGUGUGGGGUGGGGGUGCGAGCACAUUUCCUAGUGCUUAUUUAACAUAUCAGACCUUGAGCUCCAUGACAAGGUCGAAUUUCCCAACAUUAGAGUCCCCUCCCCAGCACUUACCACAUUUUGGGUCUUACAUAUGUCAGUCUUUGAGUGAAUAUUUGAUUAAUGUUCUCCACCCUCCCGUGACUGUAAAUUACAUAAGGUUUCGGUAUCUGUUUUUGAAUUUCUAGUGCCUUUUAAAGUGUCUAGCACAUAAUAAAUACUCGAAAGAUUA
Messenger RNA from Callorhinus ursinus (northern fur seal), 2036 nucleotides. RefSeq names its product killer cell lectin-like receptor subfamily B member 1B allele A. The record is from RefSeq and is a predicted model, not a curated record. Lineage: Eukaryota; Metazoa; Chordata; Mammalia; Carnivora; Otariidae. Gene Ontology annotation, cellular component: plasma membrane.